Molecule: messenger RNA, 3873 nt
Organism: Micropterus salmoides (largemouth bass)
Lineage: Eukaryota; Metazoa; Chordata; Actinopteri; Centrarchiformes; Centrarchidae
Gene: slc6a7
Product: solute carrier family 6 member 7
Exons: 14
Coding region: 217-2175 (652 amino acids)
Biological process (GO): sodium ion transmembrane transport
Cellular component (GO): membrane
Molecular function (GO): L-proline transmembrane transporter activity
Source: RefSeq, a predicted model, not a curated record
GCUUUACCUCGACACCCACCGGCUCGUUUCCUUAUCGUCAUCGUUGAUGUCUCCCUACCCUGUCACACCCGGUUAACGCCGACCGACCGCACUUCUUCAGCUCCCACUUAAACAACAGCAAAAUGGUGUACUUCCAAGAGAACUUUCCAGUGUGAACAUGUUGAUUAACGAGCGACAAAUAAAGGAGUGAAGCACCACCUGUGCCCGGGGGGAGAAAUGCUGGACGAAAGCGGCAAAGCAGGACCGGGGAGCCCCGCUGUAGCCGGCAGUGCGCAGAAUUCGGUACAUUUGAACGGACAUACUGUCACUCAAAAUGGUAACACCCCGACAGCUACGCCUGCACCACAGCCACAGUGUGAAUCCCAAGCCUCGAGUCCCACACCCACUCCAAACCCGAUUGUCCCGAGGGAGCAGUGGGGAGGGAAGUACGAGUUCUUGCUCUCCUGUAUGGGAUACUGUGUGGGACUUGCGAACGUCUGGCGGUUCCCAUACCUUUGUUAUCGCAAUGGAGGAGGUGUGUUUCUCAUCCCCUACUUCAUCAUGCUGUUUUUUACGGGUGUUCCACUCUUCCUCAUGGAGCUGAGUUUGGGGCAGUACGGAGCAGCUGGCCCCAUCAUGGUGUGGAAAUGCUGCCCUCUGCUCAAAGGUAUUGGCAUUGGGAUGCUCUGUGUGUCCACGCUGGUGUGUCUCUACUAUAACAUCAUUAUAGCAUGGACUUUUUACUACCUGGGCAGCUCGUUCCAGAGCCCUCUGCCCUGGUCCUGUGAGGCGAUAGCCAAUAUAGGUCUCUGUGGUAAUGCCACCACUGGCAAUAGCUCCACUGGUAAAGGACUCAGCCCCACAGAGAUUUUCUGGAGUGAGCGUGUGCUGGGUGUAGUAAACAGUGAGGGUCUUCAUGACCCAGGCCCAGUCCGGUGGCCCCUGGCCCUGUGCCUCCUGGCUGCCUGGAUCAUCGUCUUCCUGUGUAUGCUCAAGGGCAUCCGCAGCUCUGGCAAGGUGGUUUAUGUGACGGCUACCAUCCCAUACAUUGUGCUCAUUGUUCUGAUCAUCAGAGGUGCUACGCUGGAGGGCUCUCUUCAGGGCGUUGCUUUCUACCUCACACCAGACUGGGCUCGAUUGGCUAAUGCACAGGUGUGGAACGACGCAGCCUCACAGAUCUUCUACUCCUUAGGUAUUGGAGUAGGGGGGCUGCUUUCUAUGGCCUCUUACAAUAAGUUUGACAACAACGUCAUCAGGGACACUUUGAUUAUCACCACUGGAAACUGUGCCACCAGCUUCUUUGCAGGAUUUGCUAUAUUCUCAAUCCUGGGUCACAUGGCAUGGAAGAAGGGAGUGCCUGUCGCAGAGGUGGCAGAUUCAGGUCCUGGGUUGGCCUUCGUUGCUUACCCAGAGGCCCUUGCUCUGCUGCCAGGCUCAGUGUUCUGGUCCAUUAUAUUCUUCAUCAUGCUCUUUAUGCUGGGGAUCGAUACAUUGUUUGGCAACAUGGAGGGCAUCACUACGGCUGUGAUGGAUGAGUUCCCACACCUCAGAGUGAACACGCUGCACAAGUCCUUGUUCUUAGGCACUCUGUGUUUUGGCUUCUACCUGAUGGGUCUCCUGUUAGUGACAGACGGUGGGAUUUACUGGUUCACUCUCAUUGACUCCUUCAGCACUAGUUUUGGCCUCAUCAUCAUCGCCCUGUUCAUGUGCAUUGGCAUCUCCUUCUUCUAUGGAGUAAACCAGUUUUGUCAAGACAUUCUUGAUAUGAUCUGCCACUGCCCUCCCUGGUGCGGCAAAGUGCUGCUUUACUUCAAAGCAUGCUGGAUUUUCUUCACUCCGUUUAUUCUGCUGUUCAUCCUGACCUACAUCUUCAUUGAGAUGUACAACACAUCACUCCAGUACGGGUCCUAUGUGUAUCCACGGUGGGGUAAAGCGUUGGGCGUGUGCAUGGCCGCGACCUGCUGUCUACAGAUCCUCAUCUGGGCCAUUGUGGCCAUCUCCAAGGAAACGGGAACACUGAAAGACCGUUUCCAGAAAUGCAUUCAGCCUCUGAAUUCCUGGAGAGUAAACAACUUGAACAGCACUGAGAGAGUAGAGGAGCGUGUAGAGGCCGAGAGAGUGGACGCUCCGUUCACUGUCACUCUCACAGACAUGGACUUUACUGCGAUGGCGUGGGAGACUGGAAGCGAGGCAUGACAGCACGGAGAGCAGUGAUGAACGCACAGUGAUAGGAAAUUUACGUUGUCAAGAGAUAGAGGAAUUUAUUAUUAUGGUAUUGGCCCCAGCUAGGUUCUGGUGGCUGUGUCUGAACAGACGGUGUCCUGCAGGGCGGUGUGGAAUAAUUCCUUUAUUUACUAUUAUGUACUUUUUUCAAACUUUUUUUUAUGUUGUGUAGAAUAUAAGGUUACGGCUGUAAAGUUUGAAUCAUCUUCAUCUUAGAUGGCAUAGUUGGACUCUACAGGACUUUUGGAUGGUGAUGAUCCUGCAGUGUAUCUGCUGAUCUUAUUUAUUGUCAUAGGAGCGUAGAAUAAUGUAUUUUCAGUGACAGAGGUCAACAGCGGCUGAGGGACUAGAUUCCGUUGAUUGCAUACAAGGAGGGACAAAAAGUGCAGUGACUCUUGACUGUUACCUUCAACAACCUCUAAUGGACCCGGAGAGGUGACUACAAAUCCUCAGCCUGCCAGACGAAAUGGCAAUGAUGACUCAGCCGCACAGAGUCAGGAAUACUUUUAAUUCAUCUUACUAUUUAAAAUGAACAUUUGCUAGAAUAAAUAAAUAAAUUUACAAAAAACUUGCCAAAUGAGCUAUUAAGUACUGUCUUGUAUGUCUAUAUGAUAGUAGACACUAUCUGAGAUGUCUUGUCUGACAUUGCUGCAUUUCACAUUGCAAGUUGCUUCAGAAAAUGCAGUGAGAACUGUUACAGAGAACUUUGUUGCUCAGAAUAUGUUGACAUUAACAACAACACAUUCUGGUAUUGCAGCAAAGCUUUUAAAUGUGACCUCAAGACGUUUCUAAAUAUCAUUUGUUAUUUUUAAGGGGGGAAAGUGCGAUAGGAUUCACUGGGUAUUAACACAUAGGUUUUAGUGUUUUAUGUUUACUAGAACUUGGCUUUGACAGUCCAUUGUUUAUGUCCGCUAUUGCUAUUGAUUAGCAGAAAGCCCUUCUUAAGUCAAUGUUUAUUAUCAGUAAAAUUUAUCGUCCUUCUUGGGACAUGAUUAUUGUCGUGGUAUCAAGCUUGCUAACAUUUCUCACAACUUUCUGAGGGUGCAAAUGUUUCUCUGAUUUAAGGGGCCCGCUUAGAGAAGACUUAAAAAUCAGUUGUUGUUAUUUAUCGUCAAAUUGGUCACACUGCUUAAUUCAUGAACAUUAUUGGACAAUCAGAUUUACUAGAUAAGACAGCUCACUGGUCUUCUGAAUGUGUUGUUUAUCUUAAAGUGAAAUAGAUUGUCCUGGGUAAAUAACAUUUGUAAGCCAUACUAGUUGCACUUGGACUGAUGUUUUAAUAUGGUCUUAGAUGGUUUAAUUUGGGCUAACUGAUGGAAAUUCCCAACCAUUUUCCAGGCUGUUUACUUAAACUGUUGUAUCCUGUUACAAAUAAGUAGAUGAUGACAGAUAAAAGAAAUCUGUGAUUUCUGUAUUUUUAAACCCUUUCAGUCUCAUGAAACUUUUAAUUUUGUGCGCAUUUAUAAAUAGGGUCAGUUUUCUCUUUCAAAGCAUCUUAAGCAGAUCACUACUUUUAAAACCUUCAAUUAUGAAGAUUUCAUUAUUCCUUCUUUUCGGAUUGUAUGCCACAUGAUGGAACUCCUCAAGUUUUAACUCAUCUGUUUGCCUUUGUACACCUUGUUGCCAUUAUUUUGCUGUGCAUAAUGAUUAAAUAUUCUCAUUGUCCUCUUA